This is a messenger RNA of Mesorhabditis belari, 1821 nucleotides long. Lineage: Eukaryota; Metazoa; Nematoda; Chromadorea; Rhabditida; Rhabditidae. The record is from the annotation of a GenBank genome assembly.
AUGGCAACAAAGCAAUCAAUUUUUGUUUGCAGAUUAGUGUUUACCGGUCUGCCAGAACUUUUCGAUCGCGGUUUUAAUCGAGAUACGCUCUUGCUGGCCAUUAUGCAGAAGAUAUUCUUAAGAUUGCCACCGCCACAGUGCCAGCGUGAGGUGCAAUUAGUGGUCGAGAAAUGUACAAAUUUUGAUCGCUGCCAUCGCCCGAAAGCAAGCGAAGUUCUUGAGGAGUUGAGGAAAAUUGAGAUGUUCUGUUCCUACAUAAAGUACUUUGAUUUUUCGCCAAAGAUCGACGAAGUGCAAAUGAAGAUUGUGAAGCCGUUCACCUCUUGUGACAGUUCUACUAUUUCUGAUCCCGACAAUUCUUUGGAAGACUCUUUGUCUCCGCCAAAAGUUCAUCUUGAAGACCGAGAAAUUGACUUCUUAUCGCCGCCAAUCAAUGCUUCGUUUUUGGUUCUAUCUGAAGUCAAAGAAGUUGACCUUCAAAAGUCUGUGGAUAACAACGGAGAUGCGGACGGUGAUCUCGAAAUAAGCGUCACCGAGAAGGACCCGCUAAACGGAGAGACUGCCUUGGAAAUUGAGGAGAGGAAAAAGAGCCACAUCUGUUUUUUUGGGUCAAUAUUUGUCUUUCUUUUAGUCGCUCUUCUAUUUUUCUAUAUUUCGUCAUUUGCUUUUUCUGAGAAAAAACAGAUAGAAGAGCCGAAUUCCGAUUUGUUGAUUCACUCUAACGGUACUGGAAAAAAUCCACUUUAUGCAAGCAAUACGUAUUUCGAUCGCCCCAAAGAGCUACCCGAAAAACUUUCCGAUUUGUUUGUGAAAAAUGUUGACACUGUUUGCUUGAAACUGGACAGCUAUCGGCCGAUGGAGAGUGCCGAUUUUGAGCCCACGUUCUCGGUGGAAAUUAAAUUCGACGACAUUGAUCUCGUAUUCUCAAUCUACAAUGGCACCACAUAUCUUUACGCAAAUGGUGAACACCAACGAAACAUUUCGACACGCGAAGCCUGGCAACUGUGGAACCUCGUUGAGGCACCGGAAUUGUUGGAGCUGAACCUGAACUUUGUCAUGGGGUCAGAAAUAAAGAAAACCUAUCAACAAACGGUGGCUCUUGUUCGGAAGCUCUUAGGAAAUGCCAUCUUUCUACCGCAAAUGAAAACCGUGCCUCGGUUAAUGUUCUCAGCAAACAGGAGCGAGAUUUUGGAGAUUUUUUUGAAUAAUUUUCACGCCAACGUCACUGAAAAAGCGACAUUGGAAAUCAGCGUCGGUAUGGAAGAGGAAAAUUCUUUCAAAUCUCAAAUGAUUGCACUUAUGGGGGUUUUAUCCACAUGUCGAAUCAUCGAAUUGAAUGGAAACCUUUUGGAACGUUGGGAUGUUUUGGCGAACUCGAAUGCUCUCCUGACUAUUCAGACCGAGAGUUCGAUGAGUAACUACUUGAGCACCGUCAGUCGUCUUUUGCUUGACGGUCCUCCAUCGAAAAACCCGAACUCUGUGGCCAUUUUGCGUUUCUACUUUCCAAUUCCGAAAAAUGUUCAUGUUGAAAAAGCAUUUCUGGCAAGAACUCUAGAGAUCGAGAACUCAUUAAAAAAAACUUCAGCUUCAUUAAUCACCAACGAAACGACAGCAACACGUCUUUAUGCGCAGUUUUUUCAGAAUGGAUUUGAUGCAGAAAUCGAGAAAAUCCGAAAAGAAGCAACACAGUACAAGAAAAUGCAAAUUUUUCUGGUAAAGCUUGGCGAUGAACAAGAUUUGGUGAUCUUUGUGGAGACAUUGAAUUUACUCAGAGGGGGUAAACAAUGGCAUUUUGCUUGUCAAAUACUUGGAAAGUUUAAA